Molecule: messenger RNA, 2942 nt
Organism: Manduca sexta (tobacco hornworm)
Lineage: Eukaryota; Metazoa; Arthropoda; Insecta; Lepidoptera; Sphingidae
Exons: 3
Coding region: 466-930 (154 amino acids)
Source: RefSeq, a predicted model, not a curated record
UCACAAGUUACUACGCUAUGAGUACGAACGUACCUAUAUUGAUCACUAUCACUAUAAUUGACUAUAAUAGAAUAACGCUGCAGUCUGGGCAUUCGACUUUAUAAAUAUCUAUUGUAAAAUGUAUUGAUUUAUUUGCACUGCAUUAAUUUAAAACGUAGGUACAUUAUAGCUUCCACUAUUGAUAGUAACAAUCCCUCUUUGUAAUAAACCUUAUAGAGAAACUAGGCAAGAUAAAUUACUGGAUACUUGUGCUUGAUUGUUGACUGUUGUAAUUUUAAUUAGAUAACAGCUUAAAACAAACACCAACGCGUUAAUUUUUGUCACAAAAAUCUUUAUAAAUAAUCAUUUUUAAUAAUUUUUCAUUUUAAUUAUUUUAUUCGAUCGGGAUAAGCUAUAAGUUUAGAACGAAAGGUCAGUAAACGGUAAACAAGAAAAUUAGUAGGUGAGCAUCGCCCAUCAGCUAGAAUGUCAGCACCAGGUUUAACUUCAGAAGCCCAGUUACGGUACAUGCUCCAGUGGUUUGGAGAGUUUAGUGAGCUGCAAAGGGAAGAUUUCUUGCCUAUACUUGCUGCAUCAAGGGGGGAUAAGCCCGAUCAGCUUGCAGCUACCAUGUCCUCAAUGAGCUGCCAAGAGAAGCCAGUCAGCCUGUUUCAAUGCCGAAUAAAGCUAUUUAAUGAAUGGUAUCCCACAUGGUCUGAAGAGGAGCAAGAUAGAUUGGUGAAAAGUGUUUCUGAUAUGGAUGCUGAAUUUGGUUCGAAACUUCAAGAGUUGCUCACAAACAAUGGGCAAAUUAAUGGUGAGCAGAAUGGCACAGAUAUCUUUACAGAUGAAAAAACAGAGGAAUCCUGGGGCGGUGAACAAGUACAGGCGAAUGAAGAUGAUGAGGUUGUUUCCAAUGACUUACCUGUAGAAAUUGCAGCGGCAUCUUAGGCCAACUGUGAUACAAUAACUUUUGAUAAAUACCACCUUAUAUUGGAUUUAGAGGCUUUGAGGCUCAAAAUAAUCACCUAGACUGUAUUUAUAUAAAAGAUGUUUCUUAUUAAAGAAACUAUUAUGGCAGCAGAAUCAAAUAGUAUAUUGUUUCAUAUAUGAAAAAUUCAACAGAAGUGUUGAAUAAACACCGAAUGAACAAAUGUGUUAAAAUGAACACAUCAUGAUGAAACCAUAUGCACAUAUAAUGUAAUCUACAAUCAGAUCUGUAAUGAAUGAGCUGGGUUUUGUAAGUUUUUAGACAUUUUUAUACAUUGUCGACUUUGCUGCUAUUUUAUCCAACAUGUUUCAUUUAACAUUCCAUUUACAUAUCAGAAAGUCAGAACCAGAGUGGCAUAUUAUCAUUUCUGGAAAAUGAUCAGUAUUUUAUUUAGCAUAAAGACAAAAUAUUAUUAGUAUAGUACUGGUACUUGUCCUUAUAGUAUGUAUUAUUAGUAUGUAUUAAAUAUAGAUACAAAUAUGUACUAAGUAUUACAAAGAGAAUGUUUACAGAUUGAACUUAGCAAGUCUUCUUUUAUGGCUAUAGCUGAGACUCAAGUAGCAAGAAAAUAUGUUUUACAAACAUGCUAUGAUACAAAUAAUGUUUUCUUUAAUAUGUAAGGUAAACUUUUUUGCUAUUGUGAUGAAAUUAUCUGCAGACUUGAAAAAUUCAUCAUGUUCAUUAUAUAAUGGAGAAUGUAGUAUUAUUCCUUUUUUUAUUCAUAUUUCUUAGGCUUUUGGUUAUACAUUCCACAUGCACACUCCAUUUAGUUAUAUUUUAGAAUAUGAAGAGUUGUUUUACUUUAUAUUCUUAGAAUCAACAUUUGUUUUUUCUUUUAGCUGUAAUGAUUAAAAUAGAUAGUUUUACAACUUGAAUCUCUAUGCAAUAAUUCCGAGUAUCUAAUAUUCAAUAAAAUCUCUGAUAUUUUCUCAUAAAUUAGGUAAAUAUUUGCCAUUUAUGUCAUACUUCAACUAAAGUUGGUUGAGGUAUAAUGACUAACUAGAUCUAAUUUGUUACCCAACAUGUCAUUAAUAGAAAAUAAAAAACAUGCAAUGUGAUGCAUGAAAGAACUGCAACUUCCAAGUUAGAUAUGACAAUUACUGUCUUACAAUUAUUGCAACUUUAUGCAUGUAGAUAGGAAAUCUUAAUAUUUCAAUUUUAAAACAAAAAUGGUAGCAGCUUUUUCCGAAAACAGGACUAGUUACUAUCUCUCGUUCCAUACGAAAGCUGUGGCAAAAAAAUAAUUAAUAACUAUCGAAUAUGUAUUAUUGCUUGGCAAAGACAUUUUUAAGAACAUAAUUAAUAUUCAUUUUUUUGCUUAAUGUGUUAUACAAAAAAACAGUAAACUUUCAUCAACUUUUGAAUCUCAUGGUAUUAUCUCAAAUUCUUUCCAAAUAAUUUAUAAUAGAGUACAAACAUCUUUUGAUAAGUUAUUAUAGAUUUUAUAAGUUUGUUAAAAACUUAUAGCAGAGAAAUGUAUUUUUAUUGAAUUGUUUUUACUAGUUUAAUAAGUUUAGUAUUUGCAUGCACCUGGUUACACUACAUUGCCAUAAAGUUCCAUAAACAUUAUUAUAAUAUAAUAUAAUAUAUAUUUUUAUUUUGAGAGUAUUUUUAUAUAGUGAGGCAUCUAUAUGUAUAACCCUUAAAUAUAAAAAUAAUUAGCCAAAAAGUGAAAAUAAAUUUUAGGAAAUUGCUAAAUCAUUAAAUAAUGAUUCAGUACAAAUAUCAUGAUAAUUUUGUGCCAAGGUUAUUUAGAUGUAUUUUUAUUUAGUUUAUAUAUAUAUAUAUAUUUUAUAUAUUUAUAAAUAAAAAGUAUAAUAUAUACUUUCAUCAUAUUAAGUUAUAUAUAGUAUGUUAAGAUUUGGAGAAGUUUUGGUGUGAAACAUGGCCAUAAAUGAGAAGAAACUAAAAUGGAUAUAGUUUUAAUAUAAUAAUUUAUUAUAUUGUAACAUUUAUUAAACAUUAAAUCAUA